Messenger RNA from Hibiscus syriacus, 1307 nucleotides. RefSeq names its product histone acetyltransferase MCC1-like. Gene Ontology annotation, molecular function: histone acetyltransferase activity; protein-N-terminal amino-acid acetyltransferase activity. NCBI's taxonomy places the organism in Eukaryota, Viridiplantae, Streptophyta, Magnoliopsida, Malvales, Malvaceae. Gene Ontology annotation, cellular component: Golgi membrane. The record is from RefSeq and is a predicted model, not a curated record. The coding region runs from base 222 to 947 and encodes 241 amino acids. The transcript is spliced from 6 exons. Gene Ontology annotation, biological process: N-terminal peptidyl-methionine acetylation.
UAGACCCAAACAUCAGGAAGUUUCCAUUAUUUUAUACAAAUAAUCAAGGAGACGAGCCCCGUGUCGGUUUUUACCUCUUGCCUCUGCCCCCUUAGUUGGUCUACAAAUAGAAUAAGUUGCCAGGGUCCUUUUCCACUUCUUCACGCUACGAUUUUGUUCUACCCUGACAUUCUCCAGUUUUCAUCGAGUGCUGCAUGGCUAUUGUGGUUGAUGCCGUAUAAAUGGAAGGUGGAUUUUUUUUUAUAAUUUCUCCAAGUCUAUCACAUGUUUUAUGGGGAUUAAUGAUUCAAACCUCAAUGUUGAACCCGAAAAUCUCUCAUCGCCCUGCCAUCUGCUAUAGGCCCAUUCAACCAUCGGAUUUAGAGAUUUUAGAGCAAAUCCACAUUGAUGUAUUUCCUAUCAGGUAUGAAUCUGAAUUUUUCCAAAAUGUUGUGAAUGGACGUGGUAUUGUGUCAUGGGCAGCUGUUGAUCGCAGUCGACCCAAUGGUCAAAGUGAUGAGCUUAUUGGAUUUGUUACUGCAAGAAUUGUAAUGGUAAAGGAUAGUGAGAUAACAGAUUUGCUCAGGUAUGACUCAUCGAAGGGGGACCAAACAUUAGUAUAUAUUCUGACACUGGGAGUAGUAGAUGCUUAUAGAAAUCUUGGCAUAGCUACCACACUUAUCCAUGAGGUUAUUAAAUAUGCUUCGAGCAUCCCGGUAUGCCGUGCAGUUUACUUGCAUGUUAUUUCUUACAAUAAUCCAGCCAUUCAUUUAUACCAGAAGAUGUCAUUCAAGUGUAUGCGGAGGUUGCAUGGAUUUUACUUGAUCAAUGGUCAGCAUUAUGAUUCAUAUUUGUUCGUUUACGUUUACUACGUAAACGGCAGCCGUUCUCCUUGCUCACCGUUAGUGCUUCUCACUUUUUCGUUACUUGCAUUAAGACUCGUCUCAAAUCUGUGGCUGCAAAGCUGAGGAAGAAUGAAGAGAAGAUGGUGAAAUGGCCAAAGUGUAAAGAAACUCGGGGUCUCAUCCCGAUACAAAAUAAGCGAAUGAUUAAAACCGAAUGUUCUGGAUGUGAGUAUGUUUAGUAAGUGUAAUACCUGUGUUGACAUCUUCUGGAAGAAAAAAGUGCAUGUUAUCCAAAAAAAAAAAUGAAAUUCAAUGACUGAUAUAUAAGCUCCUCCCACUUUACCCCCAUUUCUCCAUUUGUUAAUGUUUCCUAAAGAAAUAGAAAAAAGAUGGUUUCUUCAUAGUACCUCUUGAAUUGGAAAAUAAAUGGUUAUUCUGAUGCCUAUUUAUUGAAUUUAUAUGCUAUGCUGUAUUUUGUUUUCC